UCUGGUGAAAAGGAAAUCAAACAUAAUAUUCUGGAUUUUUCUCAUCUGAUGUUUUUCGGUUUGUUUGUUUUGUGUUGAUUGCAUUUGAAUGAAUCUUGGUUUUUAGGUUUCCAAAACAACUGACGAAUAUUUCAUUUUAUACCGGUAUAUUUUUCCGAUUAAAAUUGAAACAAUAUUGGCCUAAUUGAUUUAAAAAAAAAGAUACGAUCAUUUUGAUUGUUCAUAUUAAUACGUAGAAGGAAAAAUUUUUGAAACCAAAAUGAUGAACAUUACCGAAAGCCUUAGUCCCUUUGUUUAUUGGGGACAAACAUCCGAUUCAAUUACAUUGAUUAUCGAUUUGAAAAAUGUUAAAUCACCAGUUAUUGAUCUCAAAGAUAAAAGUUUAUACUUUUUUGCAGUUGGUGUUGGAGCUAAAGGUUUGAAUGAAUAUUCCAUUUCGGUUGCACUCCAUUCUGAAGUCGUUCCAGAGAAAAGUUUUUAUAAAAUAUCCGAUCGAAAUGUUGAAUUUGUACUUCGAAAAAAGAUGAUGAUUUCAUGGCCAAGAUUAUUAGAAUCAUCAAUUAAACCACAAUGGCUUAAAGUUGAUUUUGAUCGUAUCAAACAACAAGAUUUUGAUACAACAUCCGAAGAUAGCGAAAUGGAAGAAUUAAAUAAUCAAACAAAUCGUCUUCCACGAAUGUACAAAGAUAGAAAUUUCGGACGUGGAAGAAAGAAUCGAGUACAAGAUUUUAAAACAGCAUAUUUGUUUCUUUACAAUUUAUUUCAAUUUGUGGGCUACAUCUAUAUAUUUGUUAUAUUUUUUAUUCAUUACAUUAAAGAAGGUCCAGAAACUAUACAAACCAUUUAUCCAUCCUUAAGAAAUCCUAUAAAAUUUUUAAAUCUUAUGCAAAUUUUAGAAAUAUUACAUCCAUUAAUUGGCUACACUGAAGGUUCAGCAAUGAUGCCAUUUUUCCAAUUAUUGGGCCGAACUUUUUUCAUAUUUAUAUUGAUUGAUUAUCAUAUUGAAAUACAAUCACAUUAUGCUACAUUCUAUUUACUACUUGUUUAUACUAUUUCGGAAUUGGUUAGGUAUCCAUAUUAUAUGCUCCAUAUAUUCAAAGUAAAUAUCCGUUUUGUAACAUGGAUUCGUUACAGUGCCUGGAUGGUACUAUAUCCAUUAGGUUUCAUUUUCGAAGCCAUCAUUCUUUAUCUAAGUAUUCCAUUAUUAGAGGCAAAUGAAAAAUUUUCAAUAUUUCUACCGAAUGCAAUGAACUUCUCAUUCUACAUGCCAACAUUUUUACGGCUUUAUUUAAAUUUCACAUUAUUUCCCACGUCCUACUUUUUAAUGUCACACAUGUAUCGACGACGAACAAAAAUGCUGAGUAUUUUCAAACGAAAAAUUAACUGAAUUGAAUAAAAUUCAAUUGAAUUGUAUGUUGGAACGAUGAUCAUAAUGAUAUAAAAUAUGGAUCUAUGCAAAAAGUCAAUUCUAUAGUCAUCAGUACAUUUCUACCAUUUUCGGUGAUAAUUUCAAUUUUUUUUUCGUCAAUUCAAUCUCUGUUAACAUACGAUAAAAAUUCAUUUUGAAAAAUGAAUGUAAAGAAGCCAUUCAUCUGGAACUUUGUAUUUAAAUUUAUUAUUUUUUUCAUCUCUCAUUUAUACUAUUGUUGUUGCAUUUUAGCUUUUGCUUCUAAAUUUCAUUUUUUUAUUUGCAAAAAAAAAAUCUGU
Messenger RNA from Dermatophagoides pteronyssinus (European house dust mite), 1707 nucleotides. RefSeq names its product 3-hydroxyacyl-CoA dehydratase 2 (gene Hacd2). Gene Ontology annotation, cellular component: endoplasmic reticulum membrane. Lineage: Eukaryota; Metazoa; Arthropoda; Arachnida; Sarcoptiformes; Pyroglyphidae. Gene Ontology annotation, molecular function: 3-hydroxyacyl-CoA dehydratase activity. Gene Ontology annotation, biological process: fatty acid elongation; sphingolipid biosynthetic process; very long-chain fatty acid biosynthetic process. The record is from RefSeq and is a predicted model, not a curated record.